AUGUCAGUCCAUCAUAUAAAUUUCCUGAACAGUUCCUCGCCAGUCUUCCAGUGUCGGUGAGUUGGGUUGUAAACACUUCCUUGUUAUCGUCUUCUUUGCUCCAAUCAGUAAUAUCUUCAUUAGAUAUUUGUCUGCUAUCACUUGAGUAUGCAAUGCCAUGGUACUGAAAUACAUUAAGCUGACACUAAAUAGUAUAGUAAUUUGAAAUAUGUAUUCCAGACAAUCAUGGGGCGGCACAGUGAUGUAAUGGUUAGCACUGUCGCCUUACAGCAAGAAGGUUAUGGGUUUGAAUCCGUGUCAGGGUGUUUCUGUGUGGAGUUUGCAUGUUCUCCCAAAAACAUGCAGAAGUGAGGUGAGGUUAAUUGGCCACUUUCAAAUUGCCCGUAGGUGUGAAUGUGAGCGUGGAUGUUGUUGUUGUUCGUCUCUAUAUGUCAGCCCUGUGAUGAACUGGCAACUUGUCCAGGGUGUCCCUCGAGACCCACGAAUAAGCGGUAGAAAAUGGAUGGAUGGAUGGACAAUCAUGAAUAUCAUGCCAGUAAGACACAAGUUUCAGACAAUCCCAAAAUAAAUGAUAAUGUUAGCUGAAUCCGGACCGCACAUCCUCCAACAACUUGAUGUUUCUGCUGAGCCGGUGUUAUAAAAAAAUCUCAUGACGUUUUUCCAUCCAAAUUCCCGCAAGCUCCUUGAAUUUGUGGUUUUCCAUUGUAAUUUACAGAUAUCUUCCCAUUCUUCCUCAGAUAUGACCAAAUCUCCCUCCCUUUACCGAUAUUUAAUAUGAAGGCUGUUGGAAUUCCAGGAGUCUUAAAAACUAGAUUUUAAUUUCUUUCCACUCCCAGACUUAUAUAUUGAGACAAAGAUCUUUAGAAUAGAACUUGUCAAUUGUUUUUAAUCGAUGUCUUACUUGAAGAUAUCUGAAAAAGUCUUAUUCCUUUUUGAGAUUGUCCAAACUCUUCACUGACCCGUUGUCCAUGAAGCAGUAAUAAACCGUAAGGUCCAUUUUCAUCCAUAUUUUAAAUCUACUAUCUGAGCUAUUUGGAGUAAAAUCCAUGUCAUAUGUAAACCAAUGUAAUAUGUUUUCUCCACCCUUUAAAUCAUUGUUUUUCACUGUUUUGCGCUCUCUGGUUUUUAGUGUUGUUUUAAUCCAGGGGUUCAGACUAAAGCUUUUUUUUCUGUGGACAAAAACUCUCUCUGUCUUUAAACCCAUUAAGGUUCACAGACACUGAGUGACCCAAACCUCCAUCUGUUUGUUUAGACUCUCAUCCUCUCUGAGAGCAGGAGGGCGGGGUCUCUGACAGAGCUGUUAAUCAAACUGGAGCAGGUUUCAUGGUUAAUGAGGUUCCUCCAUCAUGAUUUAAUACUGAACAGAGCAGUUUAAUAAACCCUGAGUGCUGACUGAAGGUGGAGCCUAACGAGCUGUAAUAUCAUCCUUAGUUUAUAAAUAAUUUAUUAUUAUUAACACUAAGAUAUUAAAUAAUCUGCUGUAUUCAUCAUCUACAGCAUCUCCACCCUCAUCCUCACCCUCAUCCUCAUCACCCCAUCAGUCAGUGAGUAUUUCCUGUUUAAGACAAUCAAAAGUUAAUAAACACACGCUUGUCUUUUAUUUUGAAAGGAUUGGUAUAUAAUUUUUUUUCAUUUCCUCUUUUCUUUGUCUGAUCUCAGAAUAUAUUUAUUUCACACUCAGAGGCUGAACUCUUUUUUCCUGAAGUUCAAUAGUGAUUUUAUUUCUUCAUCUAAAUCAAUAAUCAUCAAUGAAAAACUGAACCUGAUUAAUUAAUCAAUAAAAUCAUAAAAACAUGAACAAAUACACCAACUAAACAUGUCCAUUAAAAUGGUCAUGUUUAUUAUUAUAGAAGAUGAAAUUAUUUAGUUUUACUUCUCUAACGUUCAUGAUUUAAAAAAAAAGGAUAUUUUCUGUGUUGCCUGUGAGACCAAACUAAGGGCAAACAUCUCACUGUGUUUCUGUCUCAGGUGUGUUUGGAGCCUCAGAACUCGCCUUCCUCAAAGAACCUGUUGAUGUCAUCGCAGUGAGAGACCGCUCCCUGAUGCUGGACUGUCAGGUGGAGGGGGAGGGGCCUAUUUCUAUCACCUGGAGACGAAAUGGUGUUCCCGUGGCAAUGGGCCCUCGAGCUACAGUGCUGGCUAAUGGUACGCUGCUCAUCAAGAGCGUCGCCAAGAGGCGAGAAAGCAACGAGACGGACGCCGGGGAGUACGACUGCGCUGUUCAGAACCGCUACGGACGCCUCAUCAGCCGCAAGGCCCGCGUGCUUCUUGCCUGUGAGUCAUGUGACCUGUGAUAUCAUACAUGCACACUGUAACACGUAUUGAUCACCUGUGCCCUCACCUUUCCUCCAGCCCUCCCUAAGUUCCUGUCUCACCCUGAGUCCAUGACAGUCGAUGAAGGGGGUGUGGCCAGACUCACCUGUCAGGUAAAUGGAAUUCCAGAAGCCAGCAUCACCUGGCAAAGAGACAGACGCCCACUAAGCACCGAGGAUCCCAGGUACAGGUCACCUGUUUCUCAUUUAGAUUAAUCAUUAUUGAGUUUAUGGGUCACAUGAUCAGUCCAAAGUUGAUGAACAGGCUGAUCAAUAACCACCAAAAAUACGACUCGCUCACCUGUCUAUGUUCUGUGUAUUACACCUGUGCCCCUCCCACUCAGGUACACUCUGCUGCCAAACGGAGUCCUGCAGAUCACCAGCGUGCAGCGAGUUGACAGUGGUCUGUUUCGAUGUGUCGCCACAAACAUCGCCAACACUCGUUACAGUCACGAAGCUCAGCUGUCUGUGACAGGUAAGCCUAAACUCGGGGUAAAAUAAGACCAAACUCAGGGUGAAAAAAAAACUGAACACAGGUAAAAAAAAGUACAAACUCAGGGAAAAAUAAGACCAAACUCAGGGUAAAACAAGACUAAUCUCAGAGUUAAAUAAGACGAAGCUCAGGGUAAAAUAAGACCAAACUCAGGGUAAAAUAGGACCAAACUCAGGGUGAAAAAAAAACUGAACAAAGGUGAAAUAAGACCAAACUCAGGGAAAAAUAAGACCAAACUCAGGGUAAAACAAGACCAAACUCAGGGUAAAAUAAGACUAAACUCAUGGAAAAAUAAGACCAAACUCAGGGUAAAAUAAGACCAAACUCAGGGCUUAAAUAAGACCAAACUCAGGGCUAAAAUAAGACCGAACUCAGGGUAAAAAAAGACCAGACUUAGGGGAAAAUAAGACCAAACUCAGGGCUAAAAUAAGACCAAACUCAGAGUAAAAUAAGACUAAUCUCAGAGUUAAAUAAGACCAAACUCAGGGCAAAAAUAAGACCAAACUCAGGGUAAAAUAAGACAAAACUCAUGGGAAAAAUAAGACCAAACUCAGGGUAAAAUAAGACCAAACUCAGGGCUUAAAUAAGACCAAACUCAGGGCUAAAAUAAGACCGAACUCAGGGUAAAAAAAGACCAGACUUAGGGGAAAAUAAAGUACAAACUCAGGGCUAAAAUAAGACCAAACUCAGAGUAAAAUAAGACUAAUCUCAGAGUUAAAUAAGACCAAACCCACGGCUAAAAUAAGACCAAACUCAGGGUAAAAAAGACCAGACUUUGGGGAAAAUAAGACCAAACCCAGGGCUAAAAUAAGACCAAACUCAGGGUAAAAUAAGACUAAUCUCAAAGUUAAAUAAGACCAAACUCAGGGCUAAAAUUAGACCAAACUCAGAGUUAAACAAGACCAAUUCAGGGUGAAAUAAGACCAAACUCAGGACAUAUCUUUUGUUAACCUGAAAGUUUAAGUGUCUUUGUCCCUUUUUGCUGAAACACUCAUGUGGUUCUGGUCCAGGUGCAGGAUCUAGGAUUUACAAAGAACCCGUCAUCCUGUCGGGCCCUCAGAACCUCACCAUCAAUGUUCACCAGACGGCCAUCUUGGAAUGUAUCGCCACAGGAAACCCUCGACCGAUAGUUUCCUGGAGCCGCCUUGGUGAGAUCAGCGAUUCAUCAGUUAUUGAUGCCAGUUAUCUGUCAACAGGGUCACCAUGGUAACAUGAUGCAUGUGUAUGUGUGUGUGUGUGUGUGUGUGUGUGUGUGUGUGUGUGUCAGAUGGGCGGUCCAUCGGCGUGGAGGGCAUCCAGGUGUUGGGGACAGGUAACCUAAUGAUCUCUGACGCCACACUGCAGCACUCCGGGGUCUACGUAUGUUCGGCAAACCGACCCGGCAGCAGGUCACGGAGAACGGCGCUCGGACGACUCGUAGUGCAAGGUAUGCACAAAGUACACACACAGAACUACACACUGAAAAUGUUUGUACAGCGAGAGCUGAUAGAGCAGAACCAUAACAGAACCGAGCCACAGGAACCAGAACCAGGACACAAGUAUGGAUCAGGGGUUUUCUGUGUGAAUGAAGACCGCUGUGAUUCCCUGAGUGAUCAAACCCAGGUCAGGAUCAGAACCAGGACACACAAGAACCUGAACACAGACUCAAUAAGAAAGACUCAGCUCAACAUAAACACAAAACAGCUGAUUCAGAUUUAUUUUUCUCUGCAGCUGAGUUUCAGAUCUCUGACAUGUUUCUUUGUUAACAGAUGAACUUGAACUCAUCAUGUUAAGUGUGUGAGUGUGUGCGUGUCCAUCUGUCAGCUAUGUUUCCUGCCACCGUCUGACUCCUAACCCCCAACCUCUGUCCCCUGACCUGACUGAGCAUGUGCCUGUGUGAGGGGGAGGGGCCUGCAGAGACACAGAGAAAGAAACAUGAAACCUAUUUUUACUGCUUUUUUUAAAAUUAUAGCUUCUAAUAAAAUUAAUUAUAACUUCUAAUAAUAAUAAUAAUGUUGAUAAUAAUACUAAAACCACUACCACAACUACUACUACUACUACUGCUACUAAUAAUAAUAAUAAUAAUAAUAAUCAUCAUCAUCAUCUUUGUGAUUCUUUGAGGACAGCAGAUGAUCUUUAUUGAGCCUGGAGGAGAUUUUUUCACCAACACUACAGAGUAAAUUAGUAAAUUCAGACAGACUCAUCAAGAACCAGAGAAAUAAAUAAAACUUCUGCUGGAGGUCUGAGGGAGGUAAAACAUCCUGGACACGGUUCUGUUGGACUGUGAGCUGCAGAGAAACCAGAGUGAAAGAGAUAACACAGUAACAGCAGAGAAAAUACAAACUGAUAUUUAGACAGAAAUAAAGACCAAAUCUAAAGGACUCAGCUCUACGUUUGUUACAGAGGAACCUUUUUAGAGAGCAGGAACCUUCGGGUCCGGACCUGAUGUUCAGCUGCAGUCUGUCUGGGAGGAUUAAAACUGGAAUAAUUAGAUCCACAGAAGAAGAAUCCCCUCUGACCUCGGACCCUAACCUCCAGCCUCAUCACAGCAGCCUGCAGCAGGAAGUGAUGCGUGCAGACCCCUCCCCCUCCUCCUCCUCAGGGGAACCAGGACCCUCUGGUUAUAAGGCAGACGUGGUCCAUGUUCCUGUAUGGUUUUUGUUUGGUCUUUUGUGCUUUUGUCUCAGUGUGAACCAAACUGGAGAGAAAGAGAGAGAGAGAGAGAGAAGAAGAGGUUAGUAAUUCUUCUCCAAAGAGACAAACACAGAAAAUGAAAAAAUAAACGUUUUUAUCAAUGAUUGAAAAAUAAGAGGACCGGCAACAGUGCCAUGUGGGACACCACUUUAUACAUUUAACUUAAAAAGAGACUUUGACUUUGACCCACUGUUUCCACCGUUAAGAUGCUUUUAUACAAAUGAAUCAGUGAGAUGCUGUAAAAAAAAUAAAAUAACCGUUAAAAGUGACUGAAACUAGAAAUAAAGAAGAAGAGAGCCACACUAACACUAAAACCCUUAGAUCAUAAUAAUCAAAACACUAAUCAGCUGAUCAAUUCAUAUAUCAAAAUACAAUCAACUGAUCAUCCAUAACUCAAAUGAGAAUAAUCAGCUGAUUAUCAAAAAUGUAAACAAUAAUCAGCAGAUCAUCAACUACCCAGACAUAAUCAGCUGACUUUUAAAAGCCCAAACUUAAUCAGAUCAAUAAAAACAACAAUAAACUGAUCAUCAAUUAUAAUCAGCUGAUUAUAAAAGUCUGAAAAAGUCAGCUGACCUUAAAAAAACAAUCAAUAAUCAGCUGAUCAUACAAACAACAGCUUUACCCUUUAAUGCCUGUUAUAUACAUAUACAUAUAUAUAUGUAUAUAUAUAUAUAUAUAUAUGCAUUUAUAAUAUUUGUUAGAUUUUAAGGACAUUUUGAUCUUUUUGGAUUUCAGUAGUAAGUGAAAUAAACAUUUCAGCCCAAAAAAAUUGACAUCUUCUCACCACAAUCUUUAGGCAUUAAAGGGUUAAACACUCGUCAGCUGAUUAUCAAUACUCUGAACAACAAUCAGUUGAUGAUCAAUAACCUAAAUUAAGAUCUGAUCACAGUGAUCUAAAACCAGAAUCAGCUGAUCAGUGAGCGGUCUCCCUCUGAUGUCUGGGUAUUUGUUUGGUUCCCCCCGCUCUGAGACGGAGAGGUCAGAGGUCAUCAGGCUCAUUCUGUGUGUGUGUGUGUGUGUGUGUGUGUGUGUGUGUGUGUGUGUGUGUGUGUGUGUGUGUGUGUGUGUGUGCGUGUCUCAUUAGAAUACAGAUUUGCAUGUGAAGGGUCCACUUUACAAUGAGGACUUUAUUCACACUCAGAGUCCGUCUGUCAGACUCAGCAAAACUUCAUGAGAUUAAAAACUGGAGUCCCCUCAGUCUGAGAGCGAACACUGAGUCUCUACACAAAGAAACACACACACACUAACACACACACACACAAAAUCAGCAUCAUCUUAAUUCUGAGCAUUAUGAUAGAGCUCUUUUUUUAAUUAAAGGGAUAGUUUGUGUAUUUCUGUCAAAACUAAGGCUCUUUACCAUGUUGGGGGGGGGGGGGGGGGGGUAAUAAUAAGCUUAAGUCCACCACAGAACCCAGUUUGAGUUGAGAACACUCAUACAGGCCUAACAAAUUGGACUGUAGGGGUCAUUGGCAGUCAAACCUGAACUCAUGAACUGACAGUGAACACACCUGGACCAGCAGGUAAACCCCAGGUGAUCUGUUCUGCUCUCCAGUUAAAGUGAUAUUCCGGCAUUAAAUUAAGGAAGAACAUUUAUGAUCAUUUCUUCAUGGAAAUACAAUCCGACCUGAGACGCUAAGGCAGAAGAACUACUGCGUCUGCAGUGAAAAUGAUUAGUAUGGUGAUUAUUACUUCAAGGAAAUGAUAAACAAAUGAUCAUAAAUGUUCUUCUUUGAGCUGCAGUCUGUAAUGUCUGUAAUGGACUGGCCUGAGUUCUCGCUACAAACAAGCAGCUGCUGGAAGAGAGCAGGUGAGUUGCGUUUAGUCUCUUUGCUAAAGAAAUUAGUCAAAGUUAAAAAGAUGUUUGGUGACUAGUGCUAUGGCUGGGACCCUAUAUGUACUGUUGAUGAAGUUAGGUGCUGUUCUGAGCAUUAUUUGUGGCUAUAGAGUGGCGUUUUGGUUGAGGCCUGUUUAUGGCUCCUCAGACCGCUGUGUAUUGCUAUCCUGCUGUCGUUACCAAAGUUGGUAUAACUAGAGAAGCAAGUGGUCGGCAACAUUCAUCUCUGGAGGGGGUGUCCAACUUGGUGUUACGGUGUGUUUGACCCUAAAUUAAUUUUACGCCAGAAUAUCCCUUUAACCCCCCCCCCCCCCUUCAGUCUGCUGAGUUUCAGUCUUCUUCUGAGUUUUUGCCACUUUGAACACCUGAUCAGUGAGCUGCAUCAGGAGGGUUUAAGUCCCGGUGUAACAAACACUCAGACUGAGAGCGAUGUUCUGGUCAAAGCUGAUCCGGUCUGUCCUCUGUUCUGGUCUUCCAGCUGGUUUCUGAACAAAGAGGCUGAACUGGACUGAACCAAACACAGGUCAGGUGAAGAGUGUAAAAGAUGUCUCUCAGUAUUUCUAUUUCUAUUUAUUUAUUUAGCACAGAUAAAACGGGAAAGAAGCUAAUAAGCUGAUACAGAGUUCCUUCAGACCAGCCUUUCUCAAACGUCAUUUCACGGUUGUCAGAGAUAUGGGUUUCGACCUUGUCAUGUUGAUUUCCUCCCUUAUUUGUGGUGCUGUCUUUCGACGAUUUCUCUUACUGGUGACAAUGCUAUGUUUAUCCUCUGCUCUUGUAGUAACUCUCUUUCAUCCAGGUCUUUUUCUAUCAUCAUAACUUCCAGGUUCCUCUAGUCUCUUCAGAGUGUAGUGGACUCCUUUGUUAAACACCUUUUCGCAUUUUGCAGUUUCUCUUUCUGUGUAUCCUUCUUUCCUCAAUGUACAAAUCUGUACUUUUGUUUCUUUACUCAGUUGCUUCUUUCUAGCCAUUUUUGCAGUAGUUUGAACGCAGUUGAGAUUUAUUAGGAUUUUUGUAUGCAGACACUCAAAAGCCAAAAAGUUAAAGUGAAUAAUCCAACAGUGAUUUGUUUUUUUGCUUUUGCACUGAAGUUGUGACUCUUGCAAAUGUUUUCAACUCUAAAACUAAGCCCUUAUUAUCUUUUGCUGACAUAUAUUUAGCAAUGGUCUGUUAACAUCAAUGUCUAAAGGUAAAUGGAGUAAAAUGGUGCAUUUCCAUGAAAGCAACAUCUGAUCAUGGAGUAAAUACAUCCCAAAAUACAUAAAACUCAUGCUGGAUUUUAAAAAAGCAAUGUGAGCAAAAACUUGAAGUUUCUCCCAACUGUUCGGCCUGUAAUGGCCUUGCUUCCAAACUUUUGGCAUGUAGUGUAAGUAUACAUAAAAAGAAAAGAAACAUGAACAUAACAGAGAAUGAUGUGUUUAAGACAUGAUUAAAUGAGAUUUUAAUUAUAUUUUAAAGGAUUUGAAGGAUAAUAUUGAUUUUAGAGAUCCAUCCAGAUCAUUUCAUAGUUUCGGUUCUCUGAAAGUGAUAUUAGACUGAAGUUCAACAGAAAGGAAACUGAAGAUGGUCAUUUUGUCUUGUUGAGUACAGGUGAAGGUCGGAUGUAAAGGUUAAAAAGUUUCUGAAGUAGUCAGGAAGGUUUUGUUUGUUAUUGAUGAACUUAAGGACAAACAAGAGUGAAAGACAUUGAGUUUGUCAAUCAAUAAGAUUGAGUAUUUAGUAAAGAGAGGUGCAGAAGGUUCAUGUCUGCUGGAUCAAGAUAUCAUUCUUAAGAAUCCGUUCUGGAUUAAUAAAAUUUUCUUGAGGUAAGUUGGAUACGUCGCAGACCAUACAAUAUUACAAUCAUUCAUAUAAGGAAAUAGGAAGCUAUAAUUCAAAGAUAAGUGAGCAGAGGGACUGAUCAGGGGACAGACCUUAUUGAUUAUACCGAGGCUCUUCAUUUACCUUUUGUAAACACGUCCUGUUAAUAUCAAUUAAGACAGUGACCUCAGUAAAAAACACGAUCCUUUCAAAAUAAAUGACAGAUGAGAACCUUUCAAAGUAAAAGACAGCAGUUUACUCUGUGUGUGUGUGUGUGUGUGUGUGUGUGUGUGUGUGUGUGUUUUGCUCUUGAACUUGAGUGUGUUCUCAGAGUGUGUGAAAGGUCUUCUCUCACAAAUCAACUUCAUUUCUAUGUUAAUGACCCCCCCACCCCCCGACUGAAAAUAAAUGUCUCUCUUUCACACACCCCUCCUCCCUGACCCGUGAACUCUGACCCCCCUCUCUGUAUAGGAGGGGGUGGUCCUUCAGGGCGUUAUUUAGGGUGACAGAGACCCUCAUGAGUGUCAUGGGGUGUUUGUUGCGGUGGAGACGCAGCAGCCGGAGGCGAGACAGCACCUGUCUGUCUGCUCAGAGAGGGGGGGGGGGGGGGUCGAAGGUCAAAGUGGUGCCCAAACAAAGCGACAAGUUCAAGUUCAGAGAGGAGAGUCAACCAUCAGAAACAGACUCAAUAAAGUGAUGAAAAAGAACAGGGUUGUUAGUUUAAAAGAUGAAUAAAGUUAUUUUAUCAUUUUUAUCAGACAUUAAAAACAUCAUUAUCUCUGUUUUUGUUUAAUGUGAAUCACGACUUUAUAAACUCUGAUUUAAAAUGACGGAAACACUUUAUUUAUAGAGCACUUUAAAUACAACCAAAGCUGACACAAAGUGCUGUACAUAAUAACAUCAAAACAUCAAACAACAAUAAAUAGUUGUUUCAAAAUAUAAUAAAAAGCAAUAAAACAAAUGCUGUCUCAUGCUGGGUCAAAAGCCAAGGAGUAAAAGUGGGUUUUUAGACGGGUUUUAUAAAUGGACAGUGAGGAAGCUCGUCUAAACACCAGCUUUGCUUUAUUUUUAUAAGAGCAGCUCUGAAACAUGUUUUUAUAUCGAUGAUAAAAAUAUUUUAAAGUUUAAUUAAAACCACCACAUGUACACAGACUCUGAAAAGUAAAGAUUAAAUCAGGGAUUUGUCAUGUUCGAGGGUCUUUUACAGUUUUAGUCCCGCUCUUCAGUCUGUUUGUCUGCUGCCCCCUGCUGGACACUAAGGGCUCUGCAGUAAUGACAAUGAUCCUACCAAUGCACUGUACUUGUAUUGCAGAUACUACAGACACACAACUUCAUCGCUGAGGAGGAAAAAGAAGAAAUUAAAAGAAUUGAAAUGAACAAAAAUGAAUGUUUUUUUAAUAUAUAAUUUUUUUUAAUGAUAAACAGAAAAUAGUGUGAUAUCACUCUUCUCCUUUGCUGAGUGCUGUCACACUCCUGAACUCUGCCUCCUGACAUCUGAACCAUAUUAACACUCAUGAACUGAACACACACACACUCACAACCACUGAACCACCACUUACAAUUAUCUACUAUUACCUGCACUUUGUAUUCAUAAACCAACUUAAACCUUUCAAACCUCAAUUGCACUGCUACAUCCAAUAUUGCACUACUGUAUAAUUUAUCUGUCAUAUAAUCAUAUUUAUAGUCUGUUUAUAGCCUGUACAUACUUAUAGUUAUAGCAUAUUCAUAACAAUGUUAUAUACUCGUGACAUACUCAUGUAUAUAUCUCCUGCAUACCGUGUACAUUUGUAAAUAUAUUCAUACUUGCUAAGCACUUCUGGAUGGAUGCAAACUGCAUUUCAUUGCUCUGUACUUGUGACAUGUGCAAUGGCAAUAAAGCUGAAUUCAAUUCUAUUCUCUUCUUUUCCUUCCUCCCUGCCAUCUCCUCCUCUACCUCUCCUUUCUUCUCUUCUGCUGAUAUUCCUCCUCUCCUCCUCUACCUCUCCUUUCUCCUCCCUCAGCUCCUCCUGAGUUUGUGCAGUGGCCUCAGUCUGUCUCCAGACCAGCAGGGGGCAGUGCAGUCUUCAGCUGCACGGCAUCAGGAGCUCCUGAGCCUCACCUGAUCUGGCUGAAGAACGGCAAACUGCUGACGCCGAGUGGCAACGUCAAGCUGACCAACGGGAACACGUAAGACAGCGUUUUUAUCGAGUCUGGGAGACGCCUGUAUGACUUUAAAACUGUAAACGAGCCAAGGGUCUCUCAGGUCAGAUCUGUUACAGGCUCUGGGGCCCCUGAGGGUACUGGUCCCCCUCAGUCCAGGUAUCAGUGCUCUCUGUCUCUCCCUGCAGGACUCUGGCCAUCACUCGUAUCACCCCUGAGGACGAGGCCAUCUAUCAGUGUAUCGCAGAAAACAGCGCCGGGACCAACCAGGCCAGCGCCCGCCUCGCCAUCAUCCAGGGGUCCGAACUCCCAGAAGCCCCCACCAACCUGAGGGCCAUGGCCCUGAGCUCCAGUAGCCUGCAGCUGACCUGGGACCAGCCCACUGAGCCCGCCAGCCAACACAUCAUCGGAUAUGUUCUGCACAUCCGGCGGCUGGGAGGUAAGAGCAGGAGAGAAAGAAAGGUUUGACCAAUCAGAGACCGGCUCGACUCUGACCUCUGACCCCUGACCCCUGUCCCCUAAGAACCCGACAGCGCUGAGCUGCAGGAGGCCGUCAGUAAGACCACCUUCAAACACGAGUUCCUCAACUUGGAGGCUGCAACCACCUACUCCAUCCACCUGAAGGCAUACUCAGCUCAGGGUGGCAGCCAGCAGUCCGACGCCAUCACCGCCACGACGCAGGGCGGCGGUACGUCCACCUCAAAUAUAAACAGGAAGUCCACCUUCAGCAUAGAAGACACAGUCAAUCCCCCUUUUAGUCAGCGAACCUUUGGAUCUAGUCCACCUUAAACCUGUGUCUGUCUCUGUGUCCCACAGUUCCCAGUCCUCCCAGUUUCUUCACGAAGGUUCUGAACCAGACCGCCAUGCAGGUGUACUGGGAGCUGCCUAAUAAGCCAGGGGCAGUAGAGGGCUUCAGACUGGAGUACCGCGGGGUCUCAAAUCCAGAGGUCCAAGGGCAGGAGAUCUUUCCUGCACACAUCAACACCCACACCAUCUCCCACCUGGGUCAGUCUCUUAAAGGGACAGUACGGGUUUUUACAGAGGGGGCGCCAUUAGCGAGACAACAGCUAUCUGUCGUCUUUAGAGCAGUGGUGUUAGUUAAGCUGCUGGUUUCCAGUCAGCAUAAAUCUGUCAGUAUGGACUCCUGUAAGGACAUUUUGAUGCUAACAGUCGCUGUAAUUCUCUCUGCAGAGAAAGCGGCUGUUUACGAGAUUCAGUUGUUGGCCUUUAACGGUAACGGUGACAGUCCAUCAAACCAGCGCCUGGUGUCUCUGGCAGAGGGAGAAACCACCAAACCAGGUGAGAGUUGCUACUUGACCUUUGACUAAGGUGACCAGAUUUCUGUAAUGAAAUCCGGGGACAUUCGGUGCAACAUUUUUUGUGGCGGAGGGAGAAACCACCAAACCAGGUGAGAGUUGCUACUUGACCUUUGACUAAGGUGACCAGAUUUCUGUAAUGAAAUCCGGGGACAUUCGAUGCAACAUUUUUUGUUCUCAUUCAUGAAACGCUUAAAUCGGUGCCUUUUUUGGGGACAGCUUUUGCUGGGGACAGGUCAUCCAAUUCGGGGACUGUCCCCGGAAAUCUGAGACGUCUAGUCACCUUACCUUUGACCCUUCCAUUGAAAGCAGUAGAACCGGUUUAAUAGUGUCUCUGUGUGUCCAGCAGCCGGACAGACCUGUAACUGCAAUCAGUCUCUGAGCUCAACAUCGCCCCUGCUGGUCGGACUCCACAGCAGCCUCGCCUGCAUCCUCUGCUGCCUGCUGCUGGUCCUGCUGGGGUACAGACGCAGGUGAGACCUUCGCCAUCAUUGUCAUCACUAUCAUCAUCAUCUUCCUCACCUGGUGAUGUCAGCAAACUGUGUUUUCAGUCUCUUCUGCAGGAAGAAGACGAGCUGGGAGACUCCUCCCCACCUUAAUGGUGUCAGAGGUCAUAAAGGUCACCCACCUGAGAGCAUGGAGCUGAGUCAGGUAAUACACACACACACACACACACACACACACACACACACACACACACACACACACACACACACACACACACACAAAUGAUUAUUAUUAAAAACAAGUUUCUCCUUUAAUUUUUAUUGUUUUAUUUACAUUUUCUUUUUAUUGAGCAUCAACAAAAAAUGUUUAUAGAUAAACAUAUAUUUAAGACAUCAGUCCAGAAGAAAAAAAAAGGUUUAUUAAGUAGAAUAAAAUAUAUAUAUAUAUAUAUAUAUAUAUAUAUAUAUAUAUAUAUAUAUAUAUAUAAACAAAAUUAAGCACAUACAUGAGUUCGCCUACACUGCACAAAACAGGAGGAUAAGGUUCACAUGAACUUGAUCACAAUCACAAACACAGGAUGGUGCUAAGCUGUUAUUAAAUUUGAAGUUUACCAAAAUUCUUCAACACCAGAUCUCAGAAAGAAAAGAGUGUUCAUGUUCUAUGUCUGCUAUCUGUGGUACCAAAAUAUAUUGCUGUGUUGGGUUGAAGAUCAAUAUGCGAUGCUUCUGACAACGUUUUAAAGAUGGUGGGCCAGUAGGUUGCCAGGGCUGGACAUGACCAGAACAUCUGUGUGAAAUCAGCAGGAGUGUUUUGACACCUGCUGCAGCCUGCAUCUGUGUUUGGCUCUAUUUUAGCCAGUCUUGCUUAGUGGGUGCGAUGUAGAAUCUUGAAUUGUAUGAUACUUCAUUUGGCAAAGGAGGAGGUACUGUUGUUAACUCUUACUCUCCCAAAUCUCCUCUUCCAAGUUCUUCCCCCAGCUUAUUCACCCAGUCUGCUCUAAUCUUUGCCAGUGUCGUGUUUUUAAAAGAGGUUAUAUGAACACUGAUACUCGCCCUUUAGUCGUGAAUGUAGAUUUGAACAGAUCAUCUGAACCAGAAGGUGAUGCUAUGAACGGGAAUUUGGGAUCAUGAUGUUGAAAGAAGUGGUGGACUUGGAAAUAUCAAAAUAAGCUUGACCGAGGGAGGUCAAAUUAGUGUGAUAAGUCAUCAAAGCGUGCAAAAAUAGAGUCUACAUACAUAUCCUUGAAAUCAUGAAUGCCUUGUUCUUCUUCAGUUUUUAAAGUUUUUUAGUUGAGUUUUUAAAAUGAGAAACAACAAAUCCAGUGACGCACAGAUCCAACAUGCCUCCGUCCAGAACAGCGCCACCAUCAGUCAUCAAUCCAUGUUAUCAAUCAGCUAACAUUGUCCCUGUUUGCUCCACCCACAGAGACAUGACUCCACCCCUCAACCGGUGAGGGUCAUGGUGGAGCAGGAUCUACCUGUUCAGCCCGGCACAGGCACCGGAUAA
Molecule: messenger RNA, 14517 nt
Organism: Xyrichtys novacula (pearly razorfish)
Lineage: Eukaryota; Metazoa; Chordata; Actinopteri; Labriformes; Labridae
Source: the annotation of a GenBank genome assembly